Chironomus riparius is the source of this 2066-nucleotide messenger RNA. Lineage: Eukaryota; Metazoa; Arthropoda; Insecta; Diptera; Chironomidae. The record is from the annotation of a GenBank genome assembly.
AUGGUCACAAAUAUAGCAGCAUCGUCGCAAGACAUAACAGACAAUAUGUCAACAAGUAUAACUGAGGAAAAUCAUGCAACGAUUGAUGCAUUCAAUGCCGCACGAGGUCAGGAUGAGUUUCUAAUUUGGGCAAUUCUCGAUGGAAUUCUACUCGUGUUGAUAUUAUGUGGAAAUAUAUUGACUAUCCUAGCCGUACGCUAUAGUCGUAGGCUUAGGAGUGUCAUUUCAAAUCAAUUUGUUUUAUCAUUAGCCAUUUCGGAUAUUCUAGUCGGUCUUACAUUGCCUUAUCAUCUUGCAUUCUUCCUCAGCACGGAACUAGGCGAAAGUAAACCUUUCUGUUUAUUACGAUUCUUUCUUGUGAUAAUGGCCUGUUGCGUUUCUAUAUGGAAUCUUAUUGCUAUCGCACUCGAUCGAUAUAUUGCGAUAUGCUAUCCAUUACACUAUAGCAGAUACAUGACACGUAAAAUUGCUUUAUGUUUAAUGGCCAGCGGAUGGGUGGUCGGCUUUGUUAUUGCUGCCAUUCCAUUAAUAUGGAAUAAGUGGGAUAAUAACCUCGAGUGUGAAUUCGAUCAAAUAUUUUAUCCAUGGUAUAUGGUUGGAGUUAUAACACCUGUCUUUUCAAUGGUAUGGUUCUGCAUGUUCUUCGUGUAUUGUAGAAUAUGGCGUGAAGCAUCCAAACAAGUUAAACAGCUACGAGUUACAGGACAACAAGAAGGAACAUCUGAUUGGAAAUCUGUUCAGAUGGUGCUAUUGAUCCUUGGCUGUUUCACAAUAUGUUGGCUACCGUAUUUCAUAGUCGCAUGUUUACAAAUUUAUGAUAUCACAAGGACUAGUUCAGUUGUUGCAUAUAUGGCUGCAUUUACCCUAGCUAUGUCAAAUUCAGCAAUGAAUCCGCUCAUUUAUGCAUGGAAAAAUUCAAAUUUUCGUCAUGCAUUUACAAAUUUAUUAAAAUGCAAAAGUCCCGAUACUCUCGAGCCAAGUCAAAGUAUGCGCUCAAAUCUGCACAGAAAAAGUUCAUCAGCACAACAUCAAGACACGCUAUCUGGUGCUUUUCCUAAUUACUCAACGCCACCAUUUAUGAAGAAAAUUGAACCCAUCACUGCAAUGGGAAUAACAUUUGAGGAAGAUGAGGAUAAAAUUUCAACAUACGAGUCGCCAUCGGUUACAAUAAUAGCACCAACAUCAAAUAUGACAUUUACAAAGCAAAAACAAUUAUCUACCACAAAUCCAGCGUCCGUAACAAUUAAAAUUGAAUCGGAUACGACAAAAAAUUCAAUUAUUAUUUCAACAACGACACUACCGCAACAAGAAUAUCCUCAACUGGAUGAUAAUGUUGACUCAUGUACGUCGAUAGAUGGCAAUAAGAAUAUUUCAUUAGAACAGAAUCAUGUAAUUGAAAUUGACAAUGGUACGACAAUGAGAUCAACUACGGGAAAUUUAAUUGUAAAUAAACUGAUUGAGAACUAUGGAUAUGACACAAAAGAAUAUGAUGACUGUCAUGUUAAAAAAUUCAGUGAGAAUUUUCUUAAUGUCCAUGACAGUUCAUUAAGAAUGAAUGAAAGCUCAAAACGUAAAUCUAAAUCAGCCAAUAGUAUUUUAGUCACAAAGCAUCCAAAUAAGAGUAAUAGUCAUGGCUCGAUAUAUGAUAAUAGUCUUAUCAAAUACAACAAUAAUAAUAAUAAUAAUGAAAAUUUAAAGAGAUGUAAUGAAAUUAAUAAUAUUCAAUCAUCAAAUGGAAACAUAGGCAGCCCAAAUAUCAUCAACAGUAAUAAUAUUAUUAAUAAAAAUCAUAAUCUUCUUCCGACUUUUCAUUUUGGUAAGAAAUAUAUAUCGAAAAGUUUUAAUAGUGCUGUUGAGGGACUUGAUAAAUGUAAUAGCUCAGAGAAAAUUCACCGUAAAAGUUCAGAGCUUCAUUUUCCAGUAUAAAUUAGUCAUGCAGAAUUAACAUGAUUUACUCCUUACUUUCUCAGAGCAAGAGUUGUCAGUGUUUGAGUUUAUGAGCUCGAUACUUGAGCAUAUUUUUGAUACAUCAAAUUUCAAGCUUUGUGUUGAAUGAAGAAUGUCAU